Messenger RNA from Rhincodon typus (whale shark), 7302 nucleotides. RefSeq names its product SMAD family member 3b (gene smad3b). Gene Ontology annotation, biological process: transforming growth factor beta receptor signaling pathway; regulation of transcription by RNA polymerase II; BMP signaling pathway. Gene Ontology annotation, cellular component: heteromeric SMAD protein complex. Gene Ontology annotation, molecular function: I-SMAD binding; RNA polymerase II cis-regulatory region sequence-specific DNA binding; DNA-binding transcription factor activity, RNA polymerase II-specific. NCBI's taxonomy places the organism in Eukaryota, Metazoa, Chordata, Chondrichthyes, Orectolobiformes, Rhincodontidae. The record is from RefSeq and is a predicted model, not a curated record. The transcript has 7 exons. The coding region runs from base 110 to 865 and encodes 251 amino acids.
GUCCCUGGAUGGAAGGCUCCAAGUUUCCCAUCGGAAGGGUCUGCCUCAUGUCAUCUACUGUCGCCUCUGGCGUUGGCCAGAUCUCCACAGUCACCAUGAGCUUCGAGCCAUGGAAAUGUGUGAGUUUGCCUUUCACAUGAAGAAGGAUGAGGUCUGCGUGAAUCCUUACCAUUACCAAAGAGUGGAAACACCAGUUUUACCUCCCGUUCUCGUGCCAAGGCACACAGAAGUGCCCUCUGAAUUCCCACCCUUGGAUGACUACACACAUUCCAUCCCGGAGAACACAAACUUCCCAGCAGGUAUCGAACCACAGAGCAACUAUAUACCAGAGACACCACCUCCAGGUUACAUAAGUGAGGAUGGAGAAACUAGUGACCAUCAGAUGAACCAUAGCAUGGAAACAGGUUCUGCAGCUGAUUUAUCUCCAAACCCCUUGUCGCCCACGCAUAGUAACUUGGGCAGGGGAGUCAGGCUAUACUACAUUGGGGGUGAGGUCUUUGCUGAAUGCCUGAGUGACAGCGCCAUCUUUGUCCAGAGUCCGAAUUGCAACCAACGCUACGGGUGGCACCCUGCAACUGUUUGCAAGAUCCCGCCAGGAUGCAACCUCAAGAUCUUCAAUAACCAAGAGUUUGCAGCCUUGCUGGCUCAGUCAGUGAACCAGGGUUUUGAAGCAGUGUACCAGCUGACCAGGAUGUGCACAAUUCGAAUGAGCUUUGUCAAAGGCUGGGGAGCAGAAUACAGACGUCAGACAGUGACCAGUACCCCCUGCUGGAUUGAGCUUCACCUGAAUGGACCUCUGCAGUGGCUGGACAAAGUCCUUACCCAAAUGGGAUCACCAGCCAUUCGAUGCUCAAGCAUGUCGUAAAAGAUUGGAUUUAUCUCAGGGAAGACACCUGCCAAAUUUUACCAGUCGAGCUAUAGCUUUUAAUUUAUAGAAAUGUAAUUCAUUAUCAUCAACAACAACAACAGGCUCCUUCUGCAGUCUUACCGGGUACCAUCAUUGCCACUUGCCAUGAUAACUGUAAGCACUUUCUGUGGCAAUGUUGUUGGGGAAGUAUUUACAAGGGAAAACCGCAUAAUGAUUGAGAAACAAAGGAAGAAAAACAUCAAUUUUUAAUUUGUUUUCUACUGGAGAAAAACUGUGUUUUCACCCUGCUACCAGAUGGCAAAUUUGUCAGUGGUUGUUUUGUGCCAACUGUAGAUCUGACCAUUUUGUAUUAUUUGACUACUUUAAUGCCCUGUCUGUAGAACUAGAUUGAAUAGUACGGUUGCCUAGAGACCAAUUGAUCUCGCUCUCUCUAGUUUUCGUUCUUUAACAUGCUCCUGAAACUUUUGAUGGUUACGCCAGGGAAGAAGGCCAGUUCCUGCCUGCGAUUGCCAUGGUAACUUGAGCCAUUUGUUACACUCAGAAGAGAGAAACUAUUACAACUGUUCUAUUCUGAUCAGCCCGUUCUCUCAAAACUCAGUGGUUUUGAGCCCACAAUGGGUCUGCAGGCCCCACCGCUAUUUGCACCAACUGUUGGGGAUUGGGAAAAUGGAGCUGCCCUUCUCAGAGCAUAUUCUCAUCAUCAAUAUACUGGAAGCUUGUGAUUUUCUUUGUUUCUGUCUGCCAGUUCCCAUUCUUUCCUAUUAUGUUUAUGUUUUGUAUUAUGAAAGUUUGACUUGUACACUUGCCACCUGCUUUUGUUUUCUAGUCGGAGUUGAAACAGAUUUUAUGCACUUGGUUACAGUUGCCGGUAGUUAUUAUCUUUGAACAAUCCAACCUCUAUGCUGAUAACUUUUUGUUGGACUCGAUGCACCGCCUGGGAUGCUUUUGUUUAAAAAUGGCGCUAUAUAAAUGCCAGCUAUGGAGAUGUGUGUGUCGCAUCCAAUGUUUAUUUUCUUAACUCAACUCUAAUUGCACCCAAUAAAACAAAAAUUUGGGCCCAGCCUCAGUGCUGUCUGCAGCAUCUGUGUAACAUUGAAGGCUAGGAAAAAUGUGGCAUUGAGGUGUGCCUAAAAAGGCUCGUGCACACCAAAAUGGUGUUGACUGAUCUCCGUAGUGGUUAGUUCACAAUGGUUGACUUUGGAUGAUUUUCCCCUGGAUAGUCUAUCAGUGCAGAGAGGAGCGGGGUGAGGCAGGGAGGAACUAUGUAGUGGUUGAGUAAGGAUGGAGUGUAGUUCCAACAAUGAGGUAGCAUUGUUACCCACGACUUCGACAAGAAAGUGGAAAACAACAAUAUGUGGAACUGCAUCGUUGAAACAGUCAAUUUGUGCACAAGGGGGGGAUGAAAUAAAUGCAGCGAUUUACUUUGACUUGGUUUUCUGACUUGGUUUUCUAACUUGGUGCCUCAGUAGUAAUUGUUUAUAAUUUUCGGUUUUUGUUUCUGAAGGGGUCCAAUUUAAACUUACAACGCAAGCUACAUUACUAUCAUUUGACGAUGAGACUUUGACUGAACUGAAACAAUCAGUAUCUUCAAUUAAUAUAUAUUUUAAAUGGUAAAGCAUACUUUUGGUUUAGCUUGAGUGUGCACAUGUUGUUAUCCAUGCUUUUGUCAGUGCAACCUAGUCUAAUGGUGGGACUUCCUGCUCCUGGACUGGAACUUGGAGGUUAGAAAUGCAAAUCUCUAUGUGAUACCUACAUACAACUGAUUCUUCUUCUUUUCUCUACAGUGGGGUAUGGGAACUUCGCCUUCAUUUUAUCUUAAUGUUUAUACCCUAAACACAAUAUUAGAUCAUUCCCCUCCCCUAUCCCAACUGUAAUCUGUAGACUUCCUGUAUCUCACUUGAGCCUUGAUUCUUAAACAGUGAAUAUGAGAAUUAUUUCUGUGUCACAACAUGUUGUAUAUUCUCUGUGUAAGAAUCACUGGAUGCCAAUCAGGGAUAACACUUACAUGGCUAUCUUUGCUUCUUAGACCACCAAGACUAAACCUGUUGGUGAGAAGCUAUUUACAUCAGAUAUAAGGGUAAAACAAAUGGAUCUGUAGGACAGUUUAAUGUAACAGCUUGCUGUUUGUCUUUUUUCUUCAUCCAGCUACUUGCUUUGUAAUUUUCAUCUAACUAUGACUCUUUAAAAUUUCCCAUUGUGUUUAAUCUCCUGCUCAGUUUUCAUGUCUUCCUCUUUUAUAAAGUGUUUGGAACUGUUUUUAUGUGAGUAUUAUUGUGUAUAUUUGCCUACAAAUUUACACCUAUGUUUGGGGAUUAAUUUGGGGUGGGAGGUCAGAUUAUUUGUAAGCUAGUGCAUUGAAGGGGAAACGGGGAGGGGAAGAAUAUUCACUUUCCAGCUUUUUUGGUCCUGACCCUAAUCUCAUGUUCACAGCUCCCUAUCCACACUGUGUAGGUAUGGAAUGUUUCUUGUUCCCUCUGUGUCUCUGGUGACUUCAAGGAGUCUUAUUUUCAGAUCAACUUUUUUUUUUGUUUUUUUUUAAACUGGAAGCUAGGGAUGGCUUGUACACAAGAAAUAAGAUUUACAUCACUGUAUUAAUUCCAGAUCAGCAGGCUUUAAGGUUAUCCAAGAAUAUCAAGUAACUGACGGACCUGAGACAUUUUUAUCGAGAGAUUCAUUACGUUAGUCAACGUUUGAAUUCAAGCCCUGUACUAGUAGAUCACAACUUCUUUGGCACAGUUCUGGGUAAAUAAAACAGGAACAAAAACAAAGUUGCUGGAAAAGCUCAGUAGGUCUGGCAGCAUCUGUGAAGAAAAUAUCAGAGUUAACGUUUUGGGUCUGGUGACCCUUCCUCAGAACAAACUUGGAACUUCUGAGGAAGGGUCACCAGACCUGAAAUGUUAACUGUUUUUAUUUCUUCACAGGUGCUGCCAGACCUGCUGAGCUUUUCCAGCAACUUUGUUUUUGGUCCUGAUUUACAGCAGCCGUAGCUCUUUCGGUUUUUAUCUGGGUAAGUACAGUUUGGAGCUAUGUACUUUUGGAUGAGAGGUUAAAUAGAGGCUAUCCUUGUAUUCAAAAGUUGUUUGCACCAACAUUCCUUACUCAACCAUCAACACUAAAAGCAGAUUAACUUGUCAUUCACCAUGCUACAUGUGGAAUGAUGAAAAUGCAGUGGCACAGCAAAGAGGGUCUGUAAAUACAUCAUACAGCAUUUCAACUCUGAACUUUGGUUGGGACACUCAAAUUGGCACCAUUGAGAAAACCUGCAUAGCACUUGGGUUAGGAUCCCAGUUGCAUCAGCAGACCAGAGAACCCCAAGCUCCUGUCUUCCUUUCAGAGGAAUUGCAGUUAGCAUUGUGGAUCCAUCUCUCAGAUGAGCCUGAGUGUGCAGCCAGCAGUCAGUGUAUGGGGGGUGCAUUGCACUAACUCUCCCAGUCAUUUUUCUUGACAUCUCUGUAGGAAAACCAGCUGGCUUCAGUUCUAUACCUCCCUUUAAACCUUCUCUAUGCCUGUCACAGACAUUUCCAUGUGUUUUUUUUUUGAGCAGCUGCUAACACUUAUUCUUUGUGGAGGAAAAUUCCAGGCCUGAUUAACUGAGGUUUAAACAGAAGAUUGUAAUAACUGACCUUUUAGUAUACACAUUUUAAAAAAUAAAGAAGAAACCUUUUAAUUCCACUCCUUAGCGGCACUCAUGCUUUUAUUUGGAAAAAAAAUUACAUGCAAGAAAGAUUAAAAACAGUCUGCUCAGGAUUUCCUAGGAUUAUUAUCAUAGUAGCUGCUGUCUAAAAGCUGUAGCACUGGGGUAUUGAAUCCUUCUGAAAACCCCACUAGAAACUAGCAUAUUGAAUUAACAUGUUCCACAGAGCCACUCUGUCACUGAUUUUCUGUUCCAUCAAUAAAUUAAGAAUCUCCAAAAUGAUUUCCUAAUUUAGUACCACAAUUGCAAAGUACAUUAAUUACUCACAUGAGACAGCAUCUGUGAAGAGAAAGAGUCAACUCUUGAAAAGUUUUCAAAUUGAAACCAUCACUCCCUUUCUCUCUACAUAGAUACUGGUGUCGCUUAGCUCAGUUGGCUAGAUGGUUUGCAAUUCAGAGUGAUACCAACAGCACGUUUUCAAUUCUUGUACCAUACCAUGAAGGUCCUCCCUUUUUAAUCUCGCUCCUCCCCUGAGGCAUGACCACCUUCAAAUUAAACCACUGCUAGUCAUCUCUAACAAGAAAGCAGCCCUAUGGUCCCUGGGACUACGGUGACUUUACUGUUUUACAUUGAUAAUGCCUAAGUUAUUUCCAGCAUUCUUGGUUUCUAGAAAAUUAGGUAUGUGCAACAGACUGUACUAGAAGGCCAUAGCUCCAGGCAUAAAGACUUCUUAAGAUUUAGACACCCAUCAUUAUACCUACUACAGCACAGACUCCAUGACUUGUGGUUAUGGUUACAAGUAGGCAGUGCAAUGCCUGUGUUGGGAUCUGCUACUUCUUUCUACUAAGAAGUCUUUGCAUUACACUGCCAUUGGAUUUGUGCUUUAAACAAUGGAAAAUGCAGGAUUGUAACUGUACACAUAGGGAAGUCCAAGAUCAGAGAAUUGGGGAAACACCAAUAUAUGAAUGAAAACUACAAACGACAGUGUAGGUUUAAUUUAGAUUCCUGGCAUUGAUGUUACUAGAGAGAAAACUAUAGUGAAGUCAUAUUGCAGUUUUUAUUGUCAAUCACCUUUCAAGUAUGAGUUGAGAGAGAAAGAGGAAAAACAUGCCUACAACAGAAUUAGACCAGGUUACAAAUAUAAAAAGUAUAUGUGGAAUGUUGAAAUCUUAAUGUCCAUACAUCUUUUGAUGUUUAUUAGCAAAAGGUGAGCACUCAAACAAGCACCUUUAUACUGUGCAGAUUCAGGGUGUAGACUACAGGUCAUGUCCCUGUCUGGCUGGAGAACUGAACAAUCCCAAAUGACUCAGUGCUGAAUAAGCUACCUGAUACCUCCUGGGGACAUGUCAUCCAGUGUAAUCUGUGUGGGGCAAGAAUUACGUAUGCUGCUUCCCUCCCUCAAGCAACCUAUACACGAGGAACAAAAAGCGUAGUCCAUGGCUCUUCAAACUUGGUCACAGUAAUUCUGGGAAAAUGAUCUCCGUCAAGCUCCAUAGAGAUGAUCUUGACUACAUAUGUAAUUUUUGUUGUUUUAAUUAGAACAGAAGCUCCUGGAAUAGUAAUUUGGUAGUACAGAACUUGAGUAUUGUUGACAUUUGUCUAUCACAUAAGCCAAAAAGCGUUCUGUCUGUUUCACAAAUAAAUAACACGGUAUAUGAAUUUCAGUGCUAGUGUGAUGCUAGGUAUAUUGGCCGUAUGUCCAAAAGCUGUUUGGAACAAGAUAGAUAUUGACUUUACCCAGUCAAUCUGUGCUUCCAGAACAUUAGAUGUGAUGCUGUGAUUGGCCAACAUUUACCAACUAAUUAUAUGAGAAUAGUUACUUUAAAACCAAUUUAGGAUUUCAAUUGGGCCCACAUUGUCAUGCAUGUACACCUACUGGAAGCCAAAUAUUAAUACAUGGGACCCUGUUCUUUAUAGACAAAAAAAAGACAUACAUACACUGCAUCUGUUUCAACUCAACAAAAUAGGUGACAGGUAGUUUCUGGUUAAUUUCUCAGGGCAAUGCCUUUGAGUCAACCUGCCCAAUUUUAAAUUUAAAGAUUGGUCAUUAACUGUCAGUCAUCAUCAAAUUGGUGCGUUUCCAUGGUACCACCUCAAUUACAGUCCACUUACCAACCACUCAGCAGUGUCCUCAUACAGUAUUUUUUUCCCAUUUACGUUGGUAUUCUUGCAAAACAAAAAGCUUUGUUUUUUAAUACUAAAAGGGCAUUUUUUUUGCAAGAUGGAUUAAAGCACUAUUGAACAGAUUCUCAUUGUUGAGGUUUAAACAGAAAUUAACUUCAAUGGGUCUACUUUGGGACUUUCUUUAUCCUAGCAUGCUUUGUGGUGCAGUGCAUCAUGGCAUAAGGCACCAUCCACACAGCAUCUGUGAUGCUUACAACAAUGGAACAGUGAUAAUCCAUGGAAUUUAAAAAAAAGUCCCAUGCUAUGUGUAUUUUUCUAUUUAAUGAAACAUAAUGUGAUUCAUGUGAGUAUAUUUUUUACAAAGUUGGCAGUUGAACACGUAUGUCCACCUUCAUUGCUUUGUCUACUAUACCACAGAUGCAAUUUAGAUUCCUUGUGACCCACAUCAGCAUUUUCUCAAGUUCUGUAGAGGUAACUUGUGAAUCUCUCCAAGUAGCAUUAAGCUAUUUAGUUCCAGCAGAUAAUGCGGCAUUACUUUCACACUUUACAAAAAAAGGUGCUUUCUUGUACAUUGUUUCUGUUUUCUACUUUAGUGUUCAGAAAUGGCCAAAAAUCCUUUUCCAUUUAUGUAAAUGUUUCAAUGUUAUUAAAAUUCAUUUUAUCAUAUUAACCAACA